GGCGACGUUUAACUGCGGCACCAAAUGCGUAUUUAUAUAAAAAUGUUGUGAGCCGAGAAGGUGGUAAAGACUUCCGACGCUGCUCGGCGAGUGUCCCGUUGUGACCUAGUUGAAAACCUCCGAGCGACCGCCAGAGGCACCGGCAACAGUCACCAACGCCGUGCGCAUUUGGUACGAACGUGGGCAAAACACCGACGGCGUCGACAAAAGUUCUGCGCGCUGCUGGUGCUGCUACAUGUCCAGGCUUACACAGCUGAUAAAACUACUAUCCUUACUCCGUAUAGCUCCCUACUAAUUUGCUAUCGCAAUUCAUGCUUCGCCUUUCGGGUGAAACUGCGACAUUUUUGAUUAGUUGCCUUUAAUUUUGGUAGUUUCCUUUAUUAAAACACAAUAAUGACAUCAUCCGCAUAUCUGACUGUUCAGUCAUGCUGCCUAUUUUAUGCUCUGCUUCAUUUCAUUGAUUAAGCUUUAGAGGGAUGCGAAAGAGAAACGCCAGAUCAGUUAAGAUGCUUAAAGUAUUCUUUCUAAACUUGGGGGGUUGAUUACUAGAAGAGAAAAUGAAGGCCAGUUGUAUUUUCUUUUUAUUUCGCAGCAAAAUCUCAUCACCGGUAUGCUGGAUGUCCCAUAUCUCAAAGGUAUUUCUCGUACUUGCAUUGGUUGUGCCGCAGUAAAAGUUCUUAAAACUUGCAAAGUUCUCUGUCUUUGGUCACUUUUGAGCACAGUGUAGUUGACUUCUGCUGAUAACUUGCUUCGAGCAGAUAACCUUGAAAUCCAUGACAUCAUGGUGCGCUGGUGCGGUAACUUCAAGGUGGCAUUACGACCUGUGAUUUGUUUUCGUGUCUAUUCUGGCUUUUACCAAGCCUUCUCUCAUGGUGAGAGUGGCUUUUCAUGGUAUUGCAGAACCAUAAUUUACUUAUGCAGCCAAUCCUAUAUUUUCUCUUUAGUGUACCUUUAGAAAAGUUCUGACAUACCUAUUUUUGGCCAAAGCCACUAUGCUGGCGUAGUGGCUUUGGCAUUGUGCUGCUAAGCCCAAAGGUGCAGAAUCCCAGCCCUGAUGAUGACAUUUUGAUGGGGGCAAAAUGCAGUAAAGCCUGUGUGUCAUGCGAUGGCCGCACGUUAAAGAAGCCCCAGUGUUCCAAAUUAAUCCGGAGCCUCCCCCCACUACGGUGUGCCUCAUAAUCGUGUCGUGGUUUUGGCACAGUAAAACCCCACAAUUUAAUAGAUAAUAUUUUCAACUAUUCACGUUUUGUGUUAAUGAACAUCCUAGACCUCUAAAUCACAGAAAAAAUGCUGGCACACCUCAGAGCGGCCUGCGAGAUCAAUAAAUAAAUGAAUAAAUUAAUCAAUCAAUCAAUCAAUCUGUUUAUUUCCGUCUUUCGUGUACACGAUACAACGAAAAUAGAUGGCAAGAGAAAAAACUGCUUUAUCGCAGCUUGGCUGAGCUCUUUCCACCCGUACAGCAGCAAAUAUGCAUGCAAGAUGUGUACGAGGUGCUUAGAUGAGAUUCGUUAGGCCACUGGGCAGCGUCUCAGUGAGCUUAAAGAACUUGUGUUAUGCAGAUCUCAUUCGCAUUCAUAUAUUCAUGGCGCCACCAGGAGUCGACUGCGACUCGACGGUACACAACCACAACAACGCCGUUAAAGUAUAUUGAAUAACUAAUGCAUUUUUGCCUGCACCAUUCCUCCUUAGUGCGUAUGCAUGAUAGUUUUAGGUUAUCAUCAUUGUAAUUUCUGUGUGAGUGAGUUCAUCCUGGCCAUUUGUGAUGUGCGAAAGUUCCGGUACAGUGAUGUGAGCGCACUCUUGGUGAGCAUGGCGUGCUUUUUGCUUUUACAGCUUGCAAGCUGCGGUGCAAGUUGGCUCGAAAAAGUGGACAAUGCAUGUUCUGCGCAUAGUGUUUGCAGUAGCCCAUUUUGUUUGUCAACUUUGUGGCUGUGCUCGUGCUUCAAGACUUCACCUCCCUGUGGACAUUGUGAUCUGCUGUACGAACAUUGUGGAGUGACAGCUUUGCCACACUGCAGGAGAACCUCUUAACCGAGUUCAACCUUUCAAGCAAAUGUUUCUUGUGUUUUGUGAUGCGACCAAGUUUUGUAGGCCUGCGAGUGUUCAUAUACUAGUAUUUCUAAUCUCUUUGAUGUGUCUGUGUUGGGUAAUGAGUACUACACUUCGUUUCAUACUAAGCAGGCAAUGUUGUGAAAGCUAUAAAAAUAUGGCGAAUCCUUCUGAGAAGCUCAUAUUGAGAAGCUGAUAUUGGUUUUCUUGUAGCUUUGGCUACUUCCAGCAGAUAAGAAAUUUUCCCUUUCAUGGAAGUGGUACGUUCAUAGAAGGCUCACUCUGUGCAUUUUGCAGUGCAGUUGCAUUUGUAUUUGAUCUGCGAUUUUUUCUACAGCAUAACAUCAUCACACAUUACAACUGCACUUCAAAACAUUGCUGUGUGUAGCUUUUUGGACAUGCCUGAGUAUUUGAUGGGUAGUAUGUGCUUCCUGCACAGACAAUAUAGGAACGUUUUUUUUUCUUUUUCUUUCUUUCUUUUCUUUUUUUCUUUUUUUAUGCUGUGGGCUUGAGGUAGCACUUGGCAACUGCAGCCAUUCAUAAUUAGUUUUACACCUUGUGCCCAGUCUUCUUUUAGAGGUUCCAUAGGGCAGUGUGCUUGCCUGCGAAUUGUUCAUUGUGAUGUUUGUGAUUUGUUUUUUUUUUCUUACUGUGUUGCACUUAUAUAGACAGUUACUAGAAUUCUUUUAUAUUGUGCCUCUUAAACUACAGCAUAUGCACUGAUGGUUUUUAUUCUGAACAAAGAAAAAAAAACGAAGAUUUUGUGCUUAUGGCCACUCUACCUUGUUCUUGCUCAGAUUUCGCACCAAAAUUGCAUUUCUUGGCCUGCAUCACUCAGUAAUAUAGUUAGCAUUCUUGUUUGCCUGGCUUGUCCUGAUGUUUAAGUAAGGAAAUCAGUCUUAGUCAUUUUAUCAGCUUUUUCAGUUCACAUGCAACGGUCACUUUUAAAUGUUUUGCUUGACGAACCAGGGAAGCAGCGAUAACGAGGGCUUGGAAUUGAAUGAUGAGAAGGAAAAAAAAAAGUGAUUGUGUGGCAAAAUCUGAGCAAUAACAAAAUCUCAGUAAGUGCAGAACCUUCUUUUGUAAGGUGGUCAGAAUAAAAAUGUUGGUCACUGCAUGUUUACGCAAGCGUCAUGCAUGCUGAACACACCUGUACUUGUGGACAACUUUCCAUGGUAAUGAAAACAGAAGCUGUGGGGUAGGAGUUCCUGCACACAAGUCGGAUUACCAUCACCCUAAAACAAAAUCUUGCACCCUUCGGGGCCUAUGUUGUCCCUAAAUAAUCGUCAUCCUGUCUGCCUUUCCUUUCAGCCUUUCAUAAAUUUAACAAAAACAAACAACAGAACAGAACAAAAGAAGGCAAUGAAUUGCGAUCCACUGCAUUUCAGCCUUGUUAUAAUGAAAUUGCUUCUCACACGGAAAUAAUCUUUUAUUGUUCCAGACAUGUAAUACAUCACAUGGCUGAGGAGAUGGUAAAAAAAAGCCACUGCAUUAUGGCUUGACAAAGCUCCCAUCUCGCGCAGGUACAUCAAGCAGUUGCAUGCCAACGGAUGAUCAAUUCGUCAAGAAUAUUGCAAACAGUACUUUCAACGAAUACUAUAACAUAACUGAAAUCUAAAACUAUACAUUACCACUACAACUAUUGGAACUGCAGAAAGAAAUCACAAAAAUAUUUUCUUAAGGGUUUUAUAAGAGAUGUUCUUGAUAGACAAAUAAUUUAAAUUAUAUCUUUGUUUUAUCUGAUAUUUGUUAAAAGUAAUGUUGAUAGGGUAAAAAAAAGCUAGUGAAUUUUAGAUUUUCUUUAUUAUAGCUGAUAAUUCGUUGUAUUUGUGUUCCUUAUAUUGAGGUUCUACUGCAGACAAUUUUCUUUCACUUCUAGCUCUCUUGAGCCAGAUUGUUACAAGCUUUAAUGUUCCAUGUCAUUUCGCUCCUCUGCCUUGCAACCAGUCGUUUUAAUGAGCUUGCAGCAUUGCGAAACCAACACACAGCGAAGCUAAGAAAAGCACAGAGGGAAUUAAAUCUGAAAAAACUGGAUUGUAGUAAGAAUUUUUAAUGAGGAUUAAAUUUGCGAUUAGCUUUUUGAUGCUUAAUAAAAGAAAUGAAAGCGACAGAAAAAAAAAUGUAAGCCCCAUUCCACUCUGUGAAGUGGAUUACCAGUGAAGCUGUAUAUUGGUGCGGCCUCGUGAGUAUCACUUCGUAUGUAAUACAGAGUUUGACACACUAUGUUUUUGUGCAUGUUUAUUUAGCCAUAGUAGGUUUCACUCACAAACACACAUGCACAUGUGCUAAAGCUAGCUCGGGGAGUGUUUGCUUUUUAUUAAGAAUAAGAAGCUUAUCACAAGUUUGGCUGUCACAUUAUAUUACUUCUACUGUUCAAUCUAAAGAAAAAAAGUUAUUUCCCCCUCUUUUUUAUUUUGCUUCAUUGUCUUCUGGCUUUGUAUGGUUGUUAUGAAAUGAAGUUAUGGUUAUGAAAAUGAAGAAGACGUGCCACAUGUUCUGCAGAUGAUGCACAUCUUCUUCAUCACAGUUACAAAGUAUUGAGCCCCACGGUUUUAUAUAUUUCUUGAUUCAUUGAUUUCUAAUUUCUUUACAGACCUCGUAUGAGACAUUGGAUUCUCAUUCCUAACUGGCCUGCAAACACCAAAAUUUGUAAUUUAAUCUUGAAUAAUGAGAGAGAGAAUGAACUUUAUUGAGCAAACCCCGAUUCAGGUUCACCUGCUUUGUAUUAGUUGUCUGCCAAGCUGAGCUGUGUGAUCAGCUCAGUCGUGGCUUGUAUGUAUUUGGGGGAGGAGUCUGUUAGCCACUUCUCAAGUGUUGUAAGCCGACGGGUCGGGUGGUUAGGCGGGAGAAAGUGAAAGCUGUUUGGCAGCGCUCUUUUGGUUGGACGCCAAGUCAUUACUGGAAUGGCUUCAAUUGUGAAGGGAGCCGAAGAGAUGCUGCGAUAUUCCUACCUGAUAUUGAUUUGGGUGGGCAUGCGGCUUCAUACAGAAUGCAAAUAGCAAUGAAUAUAUUUUUUUCUAAGCACCGUGCUAAUGACAAUAAUGAGAGCCUGUGUUAUGUACAAACGGCAGUCGAAUUUAAGACCACACACGUGGGAGUACCGUCACACACACAUGCUUCUGUCUGGUACCUUUGAAAGCGCUUCCAUGAAAAGUUGUUCACAAAUUCAGGAGCGAGCAAGAAUACUCUAUCAACCAAUCUUUUGUGAGAAACAAGCAUUUAGUAUGAAGUUACCUCUAUUGUCAACUAUAUUGUUGCUUUGUUUGCCUUUAUGGCAGUUGUUGCUACAUGAUUCUCUUUACAAGAUUACCUGUGCCACUAACCUAAUUGUACAGCUUUGAGUAUCUGGCUGGUUUUCUAUAUGGCCUAAAGGGAACUGGGUGUAGUACCUUGGAACCUGUUCUUUAACAUUACAUGCAAAAACUUACGCGUAAAAUCUUUUCUAUGUAGCUGACAAGGACCAGUUUAUGCAGAGGCCUCUCUUAUUUCUAAUGCAUUUAUUGCAGAUGGCAGCGAGCUUCAGUCCCUGAAGGAAAUGACCUUCAACCUACCGUCGUCACGUCACACGACCACCUACAUACGCAGCCGCAUGGCCACAACGGCAGUCCGCGCACCUGAGACGUUGAGGCGCAUCAACAGCCCCUUCAGGCGCGAGCUCCAGCGCAUCAGGUCGGCGGCUCGCUACAGCCCCGCGCCGGUGUCAUCCAGCGGAGGAGUGGUCGUGCCGGAGCGUGCCAUGGCUGCGUCCGUGUUGAAGCCUUUCCAUUGCCACCUGUGCCCAAAGAGGUUUGCCCGCAAGCACGUGCUCGAGAACCACAUCCGGACGCACACAGGCGAGCGGCCAUUCAAAUGUCCAUCCUGUCUGAAGGACUUUGCGCGCAAGGACUACCUCAACUACCACGUGCGGACGUGCCGAUCAGUUGAUCUGGAGCACAUAGAAUGGUCACAGAGUACUAGCCAUGAGGGAUACAUUGGCCGUGGGGAUUUGCCACCUUCUCUCUCAGCAUGGCAGCAGCAGGUUCUGGCAGCCUCUUCAACAGACCCUUGGGGCACCAGUGGCACUGGCUAUGGCUCUGGCUUCGACCCUGUGCUGCCACCGACUGCCGACAGUGGCUCACAUGAGCCUCAGGACAGUGGGUCCAAAGCGGGCCGCCUGCAGUGCCAGUACUGCUCGAAGCGGUUUGCUUUCCGCAGCCAACUGGUCCCGCACCAGCGAAUUCACACGGGCGAAAAGCCUUUCAAGUGCCCCUACUGCGGCAAGUGCUUUGCCUGGAAGCACAGCAUGGGGCUGCACAUGCGGAUUCACAUGGACUCGAUGCGAGCACCCGUGCGGGGAGUGCCCAUGCGUGCGUCCGUCGCACAGCCCUGGAGGUUCCCGCCAGCAUUUUCUCAGCUGGUGACGCAAGCGCAGCAUUCGAACAUUCUACGAGCUCGAGUGGUUGACGAACCGACAUCUGAGACAUUGCACCAAGAAGGGCAGAUGCUGCGGGGGCUGCUGGCGUCCGAGACAUCGUACCCUGAUCAGCAGCAGACUUCAGGAGGAGGGGGAGGUCUGGACGAACUGCCGCCACUGCCAGAGUCCGAGGGACCACAGGCGCAGCAGCCCCUACAAGCGGAACCACGGCGGUCGGAUGAGCUUCCAAAUGACCGGGCGGGGGGCAAGCCUCCGGUCGGCUGGUACCGGGUGCCCGGCGAUGGUCGGCCCAUGUACGAGUGCCAUUUCUGCCAGCGCAAGUUCGGCUGGAAGAGCAACCUGAUGGACCACCUGCGCACGCACACGGGAGAGAAGCCCUUCAAGUGCAGCAUGUGCCCCAUGGCGUUUGCACUCAGCUCCACCAUGGUCAAACACCUGCGCACCCACACGGGGGAGAAGCCAUUCAAGUGCUCGCUGUGCCCCAAGCGGUUUGCCCGCCAGGACCACCGGGCCCUGCACAUGAAGACACACAGGGUGGAAACUGAGCCUUAG
Messenger RNA from Dermacentor silvarum, 7015 nucleotides. RefSeq names its product zinc finger protein Xfin. Gene Ontology annotation, cellular component: nucleus. The record is from RefSeq and is a predicted model, not a curated record. Gene Ontology annotation, biological process: regulation of transcription by RNA polymerase II. The transcript has 6 exons. Bases 5585 to 7015 code for a protein of 476 amino acids. Gene Ontology annotation, molecular function: RNA polymerase II cis-regulatory region sequence-specific DNA binding; DNA-binding transcription activator activity, RNA polymerase II-specific. Lineage: Eukaryota; Metazoa; Arthropoda; Arachnida; Ixodida; Ixodidae.